Molecule: messenger RNA, 2412 nt
Organism: Symbiodinium natans
Lineage: Eukaryota; Dinophyceae; Suessiales; Symbiodiniaceae
Source: the annotation of a GenBank genome assembly
AUGGCUCAGAAUGAGAGACUGGUUUCACUCUUUCUGGGCGGAAAUGCGACCGCAUGGCCACACAAGGAAGAUGUCCGAGCGCUGUCCAACGUGAAGGCAUUUGUCUAUGACCUGCCAGAGAACUUCCACCUCAGCAACUUGCAAGACCUUCAGAGGCAGGCGGCGUCUCAAGGCUCCAAUUGCGAUUUCGGGGUGAGCUUGUGCAGCUCACGGUGGGCGAAGACGUUCACGCAUAAGCUCGUCUACGCAUCGGAAGUGGUGUUUCUACAGAAGCUCCUCCGGGCGGUGCCGCUGACGUCGGAUGCCAAGGAGGCAGAUCUUUUUAUCGUGCCCUGGCUGGUGAGGUCACACUGCGCGGUGCGCGAAGUAUGGGAUAGAUGCAUUAUCACAGAACUUGCCCACCUGCUUUGGCACUACCUCCCGCAUUUCAACGAAGCGACCCGAGGGAGACAUCUGUUUUUUGCAAGUGGUGGGCCUCCGAAUAUACCUGCGGAUGUGCAGGCGCAACCCCUGCAGGUGUCUCUGGGGCCUGACUAUUUCCCACCGCAGCGGCCAUUCCUGGUUUCGGGGCGGAUUUUGGUGCCCUACCUUAGCAACGAGCCAUUCCUGCAACCUACUGCGUGGCGAGCCUGGAAGAAGCAGAUGGGCACGCACAAGGAUGUCUGGGUGUGUCUUGCCUUCUCACCGCAGAACAGCCCACGGCGACUGCUGCUGGAAGCCUUCACGCGGGCGCGCGAAGGUGCUGGGAGCUGGCCAGGGCCCAUCGAAGUCAUCGGGUUCUCCAGGCAGACGACCGUCGGCACCCCUACAGAUGGUGGCACAUCACUCCUGGCCCUGCUACAGCUGAUGUCGAGAGCGCAGUUUUGCGUAGUGCCGCCUGGAGACACCUCGAGCAUUGGCAAGCGCUUGUAUGAUGCGAUUCUGACGGAGUGUAUUCCGGUGGUUAUAUCCUUUCCAACCAAGUAUGGGCUUGGAAAGUCAUGGUCGACUUUUGAUGGAGGACCUCUGGAGUGGAGUUUGCCCUUUGCGAAUCAAGGUCUGGACUACGCAAGGCUUGCACUGGAGCUACCCGUCGAAGAAUUGCGACGAGGAACUGCUGUGGAGUACCUAGCGUCUGUUUCGCACACGGUCAUUGAGAGGCGCCUUGCAUACCUUCGAGAAAUACGAAACUUCCUGGUGUUCGACUACAGCGGCCAAACGUUGGAUGCGUUCUCCUUGGCAGUUCGACAGAUUCUGUCGCUGUUGCCUAUUGCGCGAACACGCCCGAUAACUUGUUUGGAGCUUCCCAGGACCAACGAGAGCGGUUGGGACAUGGAGGAGCGCAAGUGGAUGGGCGAAAUCAAUCGGCAGGCCUGGGGACUGUACGAGUGCUACUAUGCGGCUGGUGCAUCUCCUGAGCUCUCUGGGCAGCGCUCUCUCCUACGGAGGCCUCCCGUGAUUUCCGAGGACGUCUCCCCCGCUGGUCCCCUCUGGUCGCCUCGGUCUCGCAAGAGAGGGCCGUCGAUGCAGUGUUCCAGGUGGAGUGAUGCGCCCAACGCGGUCCGCAGGUGCUCUUUGCUCGAGCCGGAGGCGCGAGAGACCAGCAGGGCAAAAGGACGAUGCCUGCCCAUACGCUUAGCCUGCACCAUGGCUGCCGGUGACAUCUCUGCAUCCAUCGGCGAGUUGGUACUGCUGGCCCAAUGCACCAAGUCUGCCAACAUCGAGGAGCAACUCCGGUCAUUGCUCGGAAGCGCGAGGAAUACAUCACGGUGGAGCUUCACAGCCUACAGCGCUGCUUGCAGAGGGCCGGGAGGCCGCAUCUUCCCUCCAAAGAACAUACCCUUCAUGUUCUUUACGCACAUACUGCAGAACUACGAGCUGCGGUCGGGGCUGGUGGCCUUUGUGCUACCCAGCUUUACAUCCACGUUCUAUCAUGACGUGAUGCCUGAAGCGACUCUGGACGACCAGGGGUUGCAAGUCGUCGUGGGAGGAGUGUCCAGGCCCUGCUGGAUGUUUCAGCAGAAUCAAACCGACAAGCCAAGUGUAAGUCUGUGCCACUUGUACCAAAAGAUCUUCGAGCGAAUCUGUGGUGGCGAGGAUGCUUCAGUGAUGCUGAAUGUCAGGCCAACAGCCAUUUUGACAAGCUGGGCCGUGAUACGCCGUGUUCCAAAGCAUCGCUUUGAGCUGGCCCUGCUUCUAGCCAGGUGGGGCGUCCGCGACAUGCACGACGUCAUGGGCCUCUUGGCCGUCCUGCUUCUGCAAGCCGUCAUGCCUCCUGGCCUCGUUCGCGAGGCUCUCCGGGCAGGCUCCAACCCAGGCCUCAGGGACCACGAGCACCUAGAGCUUCUAUCGUACAGCAAUGUAGCGGGUGAAAGGCAAGUUCGUGAGACGCGAGACGAAGAAGAUGAAAGAGAGCGGCAUCUGUGCUGCUAG